Molecule: messenger RNA, 1840 nt
Organism: Esox lucius (northern pike)
Lineage: Eukaryota; Metazoa; Chordata; Actinopteri; Esociformes; Esocidae
Gene: zmat1
Product: zinc finger matrin-type 1
Exons: 7
Coding region: 23-1840 (605 amino acids)
Molecular function (GO): nucleic acid binding; zinc ion binding
Source: RefSeq, a predicted model, not a curated record
CGCAAUUAUAAUAGAAGCAAAGAUGGAGGAGCAAAGUAUCUGUGCCCCGCUGCUGGCGGAGUCAGAUACUAAAAAUAACAAUAAUUCUCAUUAUAACGUGGCUUCUGUAUCAGAUGCUGACACAGUAAUAAACACUAAUAAUACCAAUAGUUCACAGAUUGAAGGCCCGAGGAAAAGCCACCCCCUGAAGGGACUGCUGACGGACAGCCGCUGCCAUGUGUGUGAGGCAUCGUUGCUGUUCGAGUCUCAGAGGGUGGCUCACUACGAGGGAAAGAAGCAUGCCCAGAAAGUGCGGCUCUACCUGCAGGCUAAGAAAGAUGAGAAACUAAGUAAGGACCCGGGUGGCUUCCAGAGAGGUGUCCCUGUGCACAAGGACCGCUUCUGUGAGCUGUGCAGCAUGGUGUUCAGUUCCCCGGUGGUGGCGCGCUCGCACUACGACGGCAAGGUCCAUGCCAAGAACCUGAGGAAACAGGGCGUCCAUCCCGCCGCCCAGACAAAAGACGGUUGCCUGAGGGGCCCAGAGUCGACCAGCCCGAGGCCGCCGCAGGCCUCCGGCUCUGACCAGGGAGCCGGCGAGGCGGUGGGCACGGCGCCCGCGGACGCCCCAGUCCGCGGCGUGGACCUCAGCGACCCGGACAAACACUGUCGCCUGUGUGCCGCCUCCUUCAACAACCCCUACAUGGCCCAGCAGCACUACGUGGGCCGCAAACACCAGAGGAACCACGCCCGCCAGCAGCUGCUCAAAGACCUGGGCGGGGACCCGGCGCGAGCCACGUCUUUCACAUGUCCGGUGUGUAACAUCGAGCUCAACUCUGUGGAGAUGUACCAGUCUCACAUGCAAGGAAACAAGCACCAGAUCAAGGAGAAGAAGGUUGUUGACCUGUGCAAGUCUCAGAAGAAGGUGUAUGACUCGUUUGCAGAGGAGUUGGCUGACUACAUCCACGUGCAGAAGGCCCGUGGGAUAGCCCCCAACACCAGCUUUGGGAUAAUGAAGGGAGAGCAGGAGGGAGAAGGAGUAGCCAACCCCAGCAAGACUGACGGGCAAAACAAAACCAACUCCAGCCUUCCUCCUUCCUCCCGGCCUCUUCUUCCUGUCAUCCCUCCUCCCCAGCCUGCUCCUGAAUUUUAUCCUCCUCACAUUUGGUCCCCACCCUAUCAGGCUCCUCCCAUUCAAUUUGGCUUCAGGGGGAACAUGUAUGAGCAGAAAACCUGGGGCCACACCUUCCCUCAGCCACUACCCCCUGGGUCCACUCUGACAGGCCUAAUUGGCCGGCCUCAGCCCAGGGGCAGGGCCGACGAACGUUCAAGCUCCUCCGCUUCCUACACAACCUCCUCUCCUUCCUGCACCAGCAGCAGCGACAGUGAUUGUGACCACCACUACCGGGAGAGGAAGAGGAGGAAGAUGAGAAAGGAAAGGAGGGCAAGAGAGGAAGACUCAGGGGACAGGAAGAGGAGGAGGGGGAGGAGGGGAGGCAAUAAUACAGAAGGGAGAGGAGGAAGAGAGCCUGACGUUGAGGAAGAGAGGGGGAGAAGGAGGAGAAAAAGACAGCACAGGAGGAGCAGGAGUCACGGGGAGGGGAGCAGGGCUAAAAGACGCAAGGAAGGGGAAUCCGAAGGAGCAAAGGAGGACAAAGAACUGAAUACAGAGGAGAGGGUUGGUGGGGAAGGAGAAGAGACAGAGGUAUAUAUGCAGGCCGAGAUACAGGAAGGGACAAAGGAGUCCUACGAGGUCAGGGAGACCAGGGCCAAACACAGGAAAGACAAGAAGAGGAUGAAGGAGAAAGUGGACACCAGGACAGAGGAGGAGAAGUUAUGGGAUGAGUCCAUCAUAGGCUUGUAA